AUGAGCCAUGACAAACGCUUCGCAAGACCUCUACGGCCGCGCUCACGCAAGCAUCUCUCGAAGGCCUCAACUCUCACCGAGGCUAUGGUACUACUGGUCCAGGCGAUCGUGGCCAAGAUUUUAGAAAUCUUCAAUAUUCCCCUCUCGGACAUUGACGCUGAGUUGCCGAUGUCGCACUACGGCGUUGACCCAGUCGUCGCUGUGGAACUACACAACUGGCUGAGCAGCGACGCAAAAGCUAAAGUCACUGUUUUUGACAUCCUCCAGAGCGCGUCGCUGAACGAGUUCGGUGCUUUGGUGGUGAGCAGGAGUGAGGAUUUAACGUCAGGGAUCUGCCAGCACGGGGCUGGUAAUGCGCACUGA
Messenger RNA from Aspergillus caelatus, 363 nucleotides. RefSeq names its product acyl carrier protein. NCBI's taxonomy places the organism in Eukaryota, Fungi, Ascomycota, Eurotiomycetes, Eurotiales, Aspergillaceae. The record is from RefSeq and is a predicted model, not a curated record. The transcript has 2 exons. Gene Ontology annotation, molecular function: phosphopantetheine binding. The coding region runs from base 1 to 363 and encodes 120 amino acids.